CCAUCUUAUUAUUCACUAGAAAUCAUGAAAAAAAAAAAAAAUGUUUCUGUAUGUUGUAAAUAACAAAAAUAUUGGACGAAUUGUGACUGAACCUAGAACCAAACCACUCAAAAUGGCGGUUAAUUCUUAAGCAGAAAUAUAGGUGAUAUCUGAACAACAGACUUUAACCGAAACGCGCGUCAUCAAGUUUUUCUGCGCCAAUUUGGAGGCUAUGCUAUGUAAAAAGGGUCCACAUUCCUUAGGCAGCGGGAUACCUGCGGACGGGCGGUGGUGCUGAGUGGUGGGGGGCACCUUCUAUGUGAUCAGCUGGGAGGUGACGGAGUGCCCCCUCCCUCUGUGCUGUGUGUGAGCUGGGAUGUGCUGAUUCACCAUCAUUCUCCUCUAGAAACGCAAACAGAUCCAGGAUCUCCUCCUCCCCUCCCCCAGGUCCAGAGAUGGAGCGCAGGCCGGAGCAGCAGAGCCUGGACUUCACCAUGGACAAUGUGGAGAAAGCUCUUCACCAGUUAUACUAUGAUCCCAACAUCGACAACAAGAACCUUGCCCAGAAGUGGUUAAUGCAGGCCCAGCUAUCCCCUCAGGCCUGGCAGUUUAGCUGGCAGCUCCUAAACGGUGGCAAAGUACCUGAGAUCCAAUACUUCGGAGCCAGCGCGCUGCACAUCAAGAUAUCUCGAUACUGGGGGGAUAUACCUUCAGACCAGUACCAGACCCUCAAGUCACAGCUUUUUUCACAGAUCUCUGCCUUUGCUAGUGGCUCCAAGAUUGUCCUCACCCGCCUCUGCGUGGCGCUGGCGUCAUUGGCGUUAAACAUGAUGCCUGACACGUGGCCGCACGCUGUGCCGGACAUGGUGCAGGUGUUCCAGACAGAGGAUGGACAGACAGAUGGCAGAGCUCGUUGCUUGGCGCUUUUGGAGUUGUUGACUGUUUUGCCCGAGGAGUUCCAGACUAGCCGUCUCCCACCUUAUCGUAAAGGACAGGUACGCAGCUGUCUCUCUCAGGAGUGUGCCUGCGUCUUCCCCUUGCUGCGACAGCUCUUACAGCAGAGCGACUCCCCAGGAUUUGUCAAGCAGAAGGUGCUGAAGUGUUUCUCCAGUUGGGCACAAUUAGGCAUCCCCCUAACUGAAUGUGAGGAACUGACCAUGGCGGCGUUCUCCGCCCUACGGGACCCUGAACUGUUUGACUCUGCGGUUGAGGCUUUAGUGAAUACCAUCUCUCAGCCCGAUGCACAAAGGUACGUGAACACCCUCCUCAAACUAAUCCCUCAGGCACUCAGCUUACAGGACCAGCUCCAUCAAGCAGUUCAGAACGGGGAUAUUGAGACUUCUCAUGGGAUCUGCCGGAUUGUGGUGGCUUUAGGAGAAAAUCAUUCCCGGGCUCUCCUGGAUCAAGUUGAUCACUGGCAAAGCUUCCUGGCCCUAGUGAAUAUGAUCAUGUUUUGCACUGGAAUUCCCGGGCACUAUCCAGUCAAUGAAACCACCAGUUCUCUCACACUGACGUUUUGGUACACGCUGCAGGAUGACAUCCUCUCUUUCGAGACAGAGAAGCAGACGGUGUAUUUGCAAGUUUAUCGUCCGGUCUAUUUCCAGCUUGUUGAUGUUUUGCUUCAGAAAGCUCAGUUUCCAGCCGAUGAUGAAUACGCGUCUUGGUCUUCAGAUGAGAAAGAGCAAUUCCGAAUCUACAGGGUGGACAUAUCCGACACACUUAUGUAUGUGUAUGAGAUGCUGGGGGCAGAACUGCUUAGUAACUUGUAUGAUAAACUCGGACGCCUCCUGACCUCUUCAGAACAUCCCACGUCAUGGCAGCAUACAGAAGCUUUGCUCUUUGGUUUCCAGUCCAUUGCUGAAACCGUGGAUGUCAACUACUCGGAUGUCGUCCCUGGACUUAUUGGCCUUAUCCCAAGGAUCAACAUCAAUAACGUACAGCUGGCAGACACAGUCAUGUUCACUAUUGGGGCGCUGGCCGAAUGGCUCUCUGACCACCCUGUGAUGAUCAGUAAAGUGCUGCCAUUAGUCCUUCACGCCUUGGGAAAUCCUGAGCUGUCAGUGUCCAGUGUAUCCACAUUGAAAAAAAUCUGUCGAGAAUGCAGAUACGACCUUCUUCCUUAUGCUGCUAAUAUUGUUGCCGUGUCCCAGGAUGUGCUGCUGAAACAGAUCCACAAGACCAGUCAGUGUAUGUGGCUCAUGCAGGCUCUUGGAUUCUUGCUGUCAGCGCUGCAGGUGGAGGAAAUUCUGAGCAACUUGCACUCGCUCAUCACUCCAUAUAUCCAGCAAUUGGAGAAACUAGCAGAUGAGACACCAAAUCCCUCCAAUAAAUUAGCAAUUAUCCACAUUCUUGGGCUUCUCUCCAACCUGUUCGCCACUCUGGACAUCAGCUGCCAUGAUGACGAUCAUGAGGCCGCAGAAGUGAAGAAAUUACCAGUGGUUCAAGGACCCAACCCGGUUGUCCUGGUUCUACAGCAGGUUUUCCAGCUGAUAAGGAAAGUUCUUAGCACUUGGCUGAAUGAUGCUCAGGUUGUGGAGGCAGUGUGCACCAUAUUUGAGAAGUCAGUGAAGACUUUGCUGGAUGAUUUUGCCCCCAUUGUGCCUCAGUUAUGUGAGAUGCUGGGCCAGAUGUAUAGUACUAUUCCCCAAGCCUCUGCCAUUGACCUGACGCGGCAGAUGGUUCAUAUCUUCGCCAACGAGCCGGCGCACUUCCCUCCCAUCAGAGCGCUGUUCCUGCUGGUCACCUCUCUCACUCUGUCGCUGUUUCAGCAAGGACCCAGGGACCAUCCUGAUAUUGUUGAUUCAUUUAUGCAACUCCUGGCACAGGCCCUGAAACGCAAGCCGUGUCUCUUCAUGUGCGCUGAGCUGGAUGUUAAGGCGGUGUUUCAAUGCGGAGUCCUCUCUCUGAAGUUCCCCGAGCCAACGACUGUGAAGUCCAGCUGCUUAUUUAUUAUGGAGUUCUUACCAAGGUGUGGAGAACUGGCACCAGUCGGGCAGGUGGUUCAUGAGGAUGGGAAGCUGCUGCUUCAAGCUACGUUGGAGGGAAUCGGCGGACAAGCCUCACGCAAUCUCAUGGACUCUUUUGCGGAUAUUCUUUUCUCUCUGAAUAAGAACUGCUUCUCUUACCUGGCUGUCUGGUUAAAAGAAUUGAUGCAGCAAGAUGGCUUUCCCUCUCCCCGUGUCACUCAGCAGCAGAAGGAUAACUUUACUCAGCACAUCUUAAGGGAGCGAGUGAACAAGCGACGGAUACGAGACAUGGUGAAGGAGUUCACGUUGCUUUGUCGUGGAUUACAUGGGACAGAGUAUACUGCCGACUACUGACCACUCGGAGCUGAAGUGCCCACCCACCUGUGAUUCUGGGACAUGUUGUUCUGCUCUGCUGCACCAGUCCUCAUACAGAACCUUGUGGACCCUUUAUGUUACCCACUGGUGCAUACAAAGCUGCAGGAGGUAAGGGUGGAGGAUGGGUGGACAUUCCAGCAUUUGGGACUCGCUUGCUGGGUGCUCAUCACUAGCGGAACUUCCGGGUUUGCACCCACCUUCUCGUAAGACUUGAAAAUAUGUAAUCACCUCGAAGAAUGCCGUUUAUGAGGAUUUUGGGGGUUUAAGUGCAAACCUUUAUGGCUUCUUGUAGGAUAUGUACAGGAAUGACUUGAGCCGGAGCUUAGAGACAUCUGCUGCUUCCAUUCUGACUGUAUUUACUGUUAACAAGCAUGUCUGCAGACGUUACUACAUAUAAUGAACCGUCGCAAUGUCUCACCUCGAAGAUAUGGAAUACGGGGCAAUGGUUUUACAUGUCCUCUCUGUGUCUGAACCCAGGGAUUACCAUUAAACAUUGUAUCUCAUUACACCAACUGCAAAAGCAUGCCAGCCUAACCACUAUUAAAGCAGCCUCUUGUGUCCCCGCUGCUCCCGGCCCUGGUGUGGGCGCCUGCUCUGUGUCCUUUAUUGGUCUUAUCUCCACAAUUACUUUAUGUUUCUCACAUGUGAAUUACAGUCCUACUAAAAGUAACAAUUCUAGAAUACAGGCACCAGAAGGUAAGAUAGGUGUCCCUGCGGCGUUAUGAAAAAUCAUCUACGGGGUUAUAAACAGUAUAUGGGAAGUGUCUGGGUAAUUCCUGCAGUCAGCAGGUGCAAUUCUUAUCCUAUUUAAAGUUCUAUAAAUAAAUUGUAACCAUUGUCUUUUCUAUCAGUUUCUCACCGUUUUCGAGAUGUCUGGUUUUGUCAUUGAAAAAGAGCAAUUCUUGUUUACAUUCAUAGGCUGAGAUUCUGACCACCCUCUUCAUCAUCUUCAUCAUCCCCAGGACAGACUUUGUGUCCAUAUAUUAGUGCUCUGCCUGGUAACAUGCACCGGGUAGGAUCAGGAUUUCAGCCUUUGGAUAGAACCUUAAUAUUCUCCAGCAGAGAACUUAAAGGGGUACUCCAGUGGAAACCUUUUUUUUUUUUAAUCAACUGGAGCCAGAAAGGUAAACAGAUUUGUAAAUUAAAUUACUUCUAUUGAAAAAUCUUUACCUUUCCAGUACUUUUUAGCAGCUGUAUACUACAGAGGAAAUUCUUUUUGACUUAUCCACAUGGCUCUUUGCUGACACCUGAUGCCCGUAUCAGGAACUGUCCAGAGCAGGAGAAAAUCCCGAUUGCAAACCUAUGCUGCUCUGAACAGUUCCUGACAUGGACAGAGGUGUCAGCAGAGAGCACUGUGGACAAGACAAAAAAGAAAUUCAAAAAGAAAACUAUUUCCUCUGUAGCAUACAGCUGCUAAAAAGUACUGGAAGGGUAAAGAUUUUUUUUAAUAGAAGUCAUUUACAAAUCUGUUUAACUUUCUGGCACCAGUUGAUUUAAGCAACAUUUUUGUCCCCACCAGAGUACCCCUUUAAAGGGGUAUUUUGGCUUUAUACAUCUUACGACCUCUCCAUUAAUGUCUAUGGAAGUCACUAGGGGGCGUGGGCGUGACGUCACAUCCCCGUCUCGGAGUCAGCGCCUGGCACGGAAUGCCGGGGGGGGGGGCUGCACAGAGAUCGCGGGGGUCCCCAGCAGCGGGACCCCAGUGAUCAUACAUCUUAUCCCCUAUCCUUUGGAUAGGGGAUAUGAUGUAUAAAGCCAGAAUACUCCUUUAAAAACAGUGAUGGAUUGUAACGCACAUAGAAUAUCAAAAAGUUGCAAAAUGUUUCAUAAUAUAAUAAAUGAAGCUUCAUUUGUAAAUGACUGGAUGAGGACAUUGAGGUGCUUUACUGUACAGGAGAAGGUGACCCACCCAUGAAGUUGCCCAGGGUUAGAGAAGGGCUCUGUCUUUUUUCUUCUCUAAAGAGAAGCCGUCCCACAUCUGCCCAUGAGCCAUGUCUGACAUUGUAGUCUAUUCUUAUUCAAGUGACUUCAGGAUGUGGCAUUGUGGACAGGUGCCGUGUCUUUCUAAUCCUGGUCAAACCCUAUAAAUGUUUCUACCCAGCAAUGGUUAAAGGGUUACUCCGCCCCUAGACCUCUUAUCCCCUAUCCAAAGGAUAGGGGAUAAGAUGUCUGAUCGCGGGGGUCCCGUCACUGAGGACCCCCGCAAUCUCAGGUGCGGCACCCCAGACAUCUGGUGCACGGAGCAACUUCACUCCAUGCCGAAUUACUGGCGAUGCAGGGCGGAGGCUUGUGAGGUCACGGUCACGCCCCACUUGUAAUGUCACGGCCAUGCCUCCUCUAUACAAGUCUAUGGGAGGGGGCGUGAUGGCCGUCAUGCCUCCUCCCAUAGACUUGCAUUGAGGGGGUGUGGCCGUGACGUCAUGAGCAUCCGGCACUGCACCCGAGUGCAUCCGGCACUGUCCCCAGUGGGGAGAUCUGGGGACCCCCGCGUUCCGAUAUAAGAUGUCUAGGGGCGGAGUACCCCUUUAAGAUUCAUGUGAGAUGAUGUACGUCCUGAGAAAAGCACGAAAUAAGGAUUCUGGUAUAGACUGAAAUCACUGAAGGGCAGAUAUGAUUUACAUUGUUGUGAUCUACCAUUGUUGUUUUAAUCUAAACUAUUAAAUGUUCCUUUAUUAUAUUUUUAAGUUUACAUUGCAAAAAGUUUCACAAAAUGUUUAUUUAAAUAAAGUAAAACUUAAUAAGCAGU
This is a messenger RNA of Hyla sarda, 6066 nucleotides long. RefSeq names its product importin 13 (gene IPO13). Gene Ontology annotation, biological process: protein import into nucleus. The coding region runs from base 435 to 3299 and encodes 954 amino acids. The transcript is spliced from 21 exons. Gene Ontology annotation, molecular function: small GTPase binding. The record is from RefSeq and is a predicted model, not a curated record. Lineage: Eukaryota; Metazoa; Chordata; Amphibia; Anura; Hylidae. Gene Ontology annotation, cellular component: cytoplasm; nuclear membrane.